AGACAAUGGUGGCCACCACCACCUUGGGUCAUCGCCAUUGUCAAAUGUUCCUUGGCCUAUUUCCUCGCUUCCUUAUUCACCUUCGUCCCUACCCUAGCUCGUAUUCUCUCCACAUCCUCCGAGACCGACGCACAUGGUCGUGUGACCCCAAGACCAUCCUACUCCGCUCAUAUGCUCGCUACAAUCGUCGUAUAUUUUAAUCCUGCAAAAACUCUGGGCAAUAUGACUCUCGCUCUUCGAUUCUGCUUGAUCCUAGCGGUCUUUGCUACCUCCGUGUCACUAAUGGCGAUGGGGACCAUAGCACUAUUUGACAACUUCUCCCCGUCGCACGGGAGUAAAUGGGAUUGGAUCAGUGAGAUGGGAGAUUGGAUCGUAUGUGUCUUGUGGAUCGGAGGAAGUAUGGGCGGUUUGGCAUGGUCAAAAGUAUGGGUGAACAAUCCGAGCUUCAAUUCUGGAUGCUCUAUGGCGGCUAUGAUUCUAUACACCGUGGUCAUCAAAGAAGGCGCUAUGCCAAAGCUUCUUGAAAUCCUGCUUAUCGUUUCGAUUGGAUCUUGUCUCACGGCCCUGGUCUGCGUUCUUGUCUUCCCCAUGUCCGCCACCACUCGUCUUCAAGAUUCUAUCUCCAACUCUGUAACCUCUUUCUCAACCCUAUUGGACCUCCUCACAUCGACAUUCCUUCUCGAGAAAUCGGUUCUCAGAGAGAAACGCACUUCCCUCAAAGAUGCCAUCCAAGCUCACGCAGCGACUUUCAAGGGUCUUCAGGCGAAUCUUGCCGAGGCGAGACACGAGCGUGUCUUCGAUACUCGUGUACGAGGUAGACGUCUGAGCCUGUACGAAGCUGCCAUAGGAUCACUUGGUCGUUUGGCACAACACUUAGCAGGUCUGAGAAGUAGUACCAGACUGCAGGAGAGUCUCAUCAGAGCUAGCAGAGAGGGAAAAUUGAAUCUGGAGUUAGUUGCUAGGAGGGGUCAAGCUGUGUCCAUGUCAAUGGUACAACCUACCACUUCACCCGGUCCGGGAGGUUGGGAUAGUGAUGUUGACAUUGCGGCCAGUGUCAGGUUGUUCAUGUCUUUCCGAAGAAUCGCCGGGGAGAGUAUGAACACACUAGUGGACCGCUGUGAUGAUGCCUUAGAGUGCGUCGAGGCAGUGGCACAUUCCUCCAAUUUGGGGGAGAUGGACUUGGACGCCACUCGAUCUUCACUCGCCACGUCACUGAAGGAGUUCAACAAAUCGUCUAGUCGAGCUAUCAAACGACUUUAUGCUGGCCCUCGACGGGAGAAGGGAAUAUAUGAAGAAGAUGGUGAUAGCGAUUCAGAUGAUACGGAAAUAAUCGACUUGGCAGAAACGGCUCAUGGGCCUAACGAAACGGUUUUCUUUGUUUACUUUUUCCUAUUCACCCUUGAAGAGUUCUCGAGGGAGUUGUUGUUUCUCUUAGACACCAUGAACGAGAUCCUCUUCGCCGAGCAAGUGUCCACACUAGAUCAUGUCCGCUCUCUAUUCAAACGAAGGGGGAGCGAUCAAAGUAGGCCCCAAUAUCUGUAUAAGCAGCUUCAACAACUAGUCCCUAUUGACCCUAGCAAGACGCAACCUCCCUUAUUUCCCAAAAACCGCCCUGACACUCAAGGUGCUCUACGUCCUUUACCCAGCAGGUCCCUGAACUUGCUUGGUAAGGUCAAAAAGGCUUUUUGGGGCUUGGGAGAUAGAUUAGCUCAGCCGGAUAUGAAAUAUGCUAUCAAGGUUGCUCUUGCAGGUGCUAUAUUGGCCGCUCCCGCAUACACCGAAAUUGGUCGUCCUAUAUUCUUGAGGUACAGGGGUGAAUGGGCUCUGAUCGCCUUUUUCGCUACUAUGAGUCCUACCGUGGGCCAGACGAAUUUUCUAUCUUUCUUUCGUGUGAUUGGCACAAUACUCGGAGCCUCCGUCGCGAUCUUAUUUUACUCUCUUUUUCCUGGGAACGCUAUUGUCUUGCCUAUCUUGGGAUUCUUGUUCUCGCUUCCUUGCUUUUACGUCAUCACGCAAAUGCCUGAUUAUGCCGCUGCAGGUCGAUUUAUUUUGCUCACAUAUAACUUAUCUUGCCUUUACGUAUACAAUUCCCGUCAAAGAGAAGACGAAUUUUCAGUCACGGUCACUUCGAUAGCUUUUCAUCGAUCGACGAGCGUCAUAAUAGGUGUAGUAUGGGCAGCUAUAGUUUCUAGGUAUUGGUGGCCCUUCACUGCUCGGCGAGAAUUGCGUAUGGGAGUCAGCGAUUUCUGCCUAGACUUAUCAUAUCUGUAUUCGAAAUUAGUUGCCACAUACAGUCGAGGUGUGGAUAUUCAUGACUUUCCGCCCCCAUCAAAUUAUACAAGUGAAGAGUCUGAACCACUCUUACCGGUGGGAUCACCCCGGUCGCCACAUUUGAAUCCUGGCGUGAGACAUUUUAUGGCUAUGGAACUUCACCUACAGAGUCAACUGGUCGACUUGAGAAAACUGCUGAACGACACCAAAACCGAACCGAGAUUGAAAGGACCGUUUGCAUUCGAUUUUUAUCGCGAGGUGUUGUUGAGUUGCGAGAGGAUGUUGGAUAGGUUACACAGUAUGAGAUGUGUGACUACGAGGGAUGAAUGGGACAAUGGUAUUCGGGCCGCAUUCGUCGCUCCUGUCAAUCGUCAACGUCGAGAGAUGGCAGGUAGUGUGAUACUCUACUUUUACGUCCUGUCCGCCGGUUUCCGUCUUAGAACGCCUAUGCCACCAUACCUACCUCCGGCUGAAAAGGCUCGUCAAGCUUUGGUAGGUGCUAUACGUCAAUUGGACGUUGUGAAAAGACGUUCUGUCCGUGGAGGAGGAAGACAUUUAUUGUUUUUUGCUUAUGCUUUGGCCAUGCAAGAAGUCAUUGCUGAGCUUGACUAUCUGGGUAGUCUCAUGCAAGAUGCAUUUGGAGUAAUCAACCAACCUUCAGUGGAUGAUUUUGAAUCUUUGUUUGAGACCGCGCCAUCUCCCUAG
This is a messenger RNA of Tremella mesenterica DSM 1558, 2976 nucleotides long. RefSeq lists its product as uncharacterized. The transcript has 17 exons. Lineage: Eukaryota; Fungi; Basidiomycota; Tremellomycetes; Tremellales; Tremellaceae. The record is from RefSeq and is a predicted model, not a curated record. The annotation marks the transcript as partial.